AUGAUAGGGGAUUUCAAGGUGAUAAAGAGAUGCAGCACAACAAAUGCAAGGGUUUCGACACUUGAGCUAAACGGUACAUCCCUGGAACUUCCUAUAUUCAUGCCUGUGGGAACUUAUGGAGCGAUGAAGGGCAUCCGUGUCUCUGAUCUCGAGGAGAGCAUGAUUCUGACAAAUACAUACCAUCUUAGAGAGCUGGGAAAAAACAUCAAGGAAUUUAUGAAGUACAACAGGGGAAUGCUGACCGACUCUGGAGGAUUCCAGAUUGGAAGCCUACCUGAUGUUGUUGUCACCGAGGACGGAGUAAGGUUUGGAGAUAGCCUGUUUACGCCGGAAGACAGCAUGAACAUACAGAUGAUGCUGGGAGCUGACAUUAUCAUGCAGCUCGACGAUGUUGUGAAUCCGUGUGACACAAGGGAGAAGAUAGAAAUUGCAAUGAGAAGGUCUAUCAGAUGGAUGGAUAGGUGUAUCAUGGCGGUUAACGACUGCAGGGUGGACGAGCCUAGCAAAAAGGUCAAGAGAAGCAUGGAUGUUCCGCAGAUAAGGCUUGACGCGGAGAGCAGGCAGAUACUGUUUCCUAUAAUCCAGGGGGGUCUUGACGAGGGGCUGAGGGCGGAAAGCAUCGCAGAGAUCCUCAAGAGAUCCCCAAAAGGCCUUGCAAUAGGAGGCCUCAGCGGGGGAGAAGAAAAGUCCGAGUUUGCAAGGAUUGUCCACUUCUGCACAAAGAGCCUUCCGCCGGACAUCCCGAGAUACCUGAUGGGUGUAGGAUAUCCCGAAGACAUUGUGGUGUGUGUUGCAUUAGGAAGUGAUAUGUCCGACUGUGUGUAUCCAACAAGAACGGCCAGGUUUGGAAAGGGGCUUUCUGACUCAGGUGAUGUCUGCUUCACCUCGAAGCUCAAAAGCGACAAAAGAAAGAUAGACGAAACCUGCGGCUGCUAUACAUGUUCCAAGUACUCAAGAGCAUUUCUGUUUGCACUCAAGGGAACCACCAAUUUCUGCAUGCUUCUUACGAUCCACAACCUGUACUACAUGAGGAGCCUCACAAGGAGAAUCAGAGAGUCCAUAACGGAGGAUAGAUACCCCGAGUUUAUUAAGAACUUUAUGGCAAGUCGAUUCAAGGAGGUGCCCGCAUGGAUCCGAACAGCACUGGGAAAUGUCGGUGUCGAGAUCUAA
Molecule: messenger RNA, 1170 nt
Organism: Encephalitozoon cuniculi GB-M1
Lineage: Eukaryota; Fungi; Microsporidia; Unikaryonidae
Exons: 1
Coding region: 1-1170 (389 amino acids)
Cellular component (GO): cytosol
Molecular function (GO): tRNA-guanosine(34) queuine transglycosylase activity
Source: RefSeq, marked provisional